AUGAUAACACUUAGAAAAUCAUUAUCUAAAAGUUGCAAAGAUUUGAGGAUAUUGAAUGGGACAACAUAUGUUAAAGGGUUUUGUUCUACUACAACUACAGAUACUACUACAACUACAAGUACAAGUACAACUACAGAUACAGAUACAAAUUCUGAAAAAUCCAAUAAAGAAAAACUAUUUCAUCAAAUAAAUGAACUAACUAAACAGUCAUCUUUUAAUAAAGUUUUAUUUUAUAAAAAAUCAGCACAUGAAACCGAGGGUUAUAGUUAUAAAGAACGGCAACAAUUUAAACAAAAACAACAGAAAAUUAAACAAAUUAAACACAAUCAACAACUUAAACAAAAACAACAAAUAGAGCAACAGAAACAAAAAAAACUUGAACAACAACAACAACAACAACAACUUGAACUUGAAAAAAAACAAAAAUUUGAACAACAACUUGAACAACAACAAAGAGAGCAAAAUCAAAUAUCAUUACUUGAAAAAUCAAAAGAUCUAGAAAGUAUUAACGAUUUUGGUGAUUUUGAUUUCCGUGAACUCGAAACAAAACCAUUAUUUUCUGUUCCAAAUGUAUUAAUUAAUUAUUUAGAAAAUGAAAAAACAUUAUCAGAUCAUCAAAAAAGUGAUGUAGUUGGAUCAUUUUAUUCAGAUGGAGAGAUACCAUCUGUACCACAUAUCAAUUUGGAAGAGUACACAAGAUCCGUAUUAAUUGAAGCAUAUUUAGAAGUUUGUAAACCGGAAUAUGCAUUUUACUAUUUCAAACAGAGUGAAAAUAAUAAAACCAAUUCAAAAGGUUUAUUAUUAAUGAUUGAAUUUUAUAUUAAAAUUGGUGAUAUUGAUUCAGCUUUUAAAUUUUUUGAGGUCAAUUUCAAGGAUUAUAAAGAUUUAAUUAGUACAAAUGAUUAUUAUAAAUUAUUCAAUGGAUUAAUCACCUAUUCUAUCGAUAAUCAAGAAAAUAUAUUUGAUAUUAAAAAUAAAUUUUUUAAUGUAAUUAUAAAUGAUAAUAUUAAUAAUGAUAUUGAAAAAUUUAAUGUUGGUUCAUUAGCUUCAAUGAUUGAAAGUAUAACACCAAAAUAUCAACCACCACCACAAGAACAACAAUUAAUGGAUGAUGAUAGUAAUAGUAAUAGUAAUAAUGAUAGUAAUAAUAUUAUUAAAAACAGUAGUAGUAAAUUAGAAUUUAAUGAUGAUUGUGUUAGUAAUUAUAAAAAGUUGGUGAAUUUUGAUCAACUUUAUUCAAUUUAUAAAAAUAAUUAUAAAAAAUAUACAAGUGAUCAAAGAUUAAUUAUUUUAAGUUGUAUACUUAAAUAUUCAAUUAUUACAGCCGAUAUAGAAUUAUUUUUGAAUACUGUAAAUAGAGUUUUGGUGAAAGAUGGUAUUGAAAAGGUUGAAAUUCCAAUUCUUCAAAUACUUUUUGAAGCUUACACACACACAAUACCAUCGGAUAAACCAGAGUUGGUGGGUCAAUUAAAAUAUUUGUUAACAAAUUACAUCAAAGAUAUGGAUUCAUCUGAUAAUGGUUAUAAAAGUAUAUCAAAGUUAAUCGCAUAUAAUUUCUCAUUCAAAGGUGAUAUAAAAAAUUCAAUUUAUGAUCAACUAUGUGGUAUUGGUAUAAAAUCAAUUGAAAUCGAUAUUGAAAAUAAUAUUGAAAAUAGUGUAUUAAUAAAUAAACUUAAACAAGAACAAAGAGAAAAAGAACGUAAUCAGUUUAUUAUAUUUAUACAAUCAAUAUUUCCUGAAGAUAGAAUUCAACAUUUUGUAGAAACAGCUUUAAUAUAUUUAAUAAAUGAUAAUAGUUAUCAAGAAGCAGUUAAACUUUAUAUAUAUUUUUUAAAAGAAGGUUCAGUUACUGGUAUUGAUAUAUUUUUAAAAUAUCAUGAAUUAUCUUAUAAAAAUAUAGUUUAUAAUAAUAAUAAUAAUAAUAAUAAUAAUAAUAAUAAUAAUAAUAAUAAUAAUAAUAAUAAUAAUAAUAAUAAUAAUAUUAAAAAUUUUACAACUUUUAGUGAAAAUGAUCAUAAAACUUUAAAAACUUUUUGGGAAAGAAUAAAAAAUAAUUAUGUCAAUAAUAAUAAUAAACAACAACAACAAGAAGAAAGAGAUAUUGAAAAUGAAUUUAUAUUUAUUGGAAAAGGUGAAAUUAAUAAUGAUCAGCUUUUAGAAAAAUUUCAAUAUAUUAAAGAAUUUAGAAAUAUUAAAUCAUUUUUCAAUUCAUAUGAAGAAAAUUUAAAUCCAAAUGAUUUUAUUAAUUAUAUUAAAAACAUUAUUAAUAAAGUAAAUGAUGAUGAUAAUGAUAAUGAUAAUAAUAAUAAUAAUAAUAAUAAUAAUAAUAAUAAUAAUGAUGAUGAUGAUGGUGGUGGUCAUGGUGGUGGUGAUGUUUUUAAAACUACAACACCAAAAAAGGUAAAACCUUUAAUUUCAACUAUUCAAAAAUCACAAAAUGAAUUACCAACAACAACAACAUAUAAAGAGAUAAUAGAAAAUACAAGUUUUUUUAGAAAUCAACAAUAUAAUUUUAAUCGAGAAUUAUCAUCAACUCUUAAUAGUCCAAAAUCUAGAUUAGAUUUGGAAAGAUUACAAAGCUUUUUAAAUUGUAAAAGUCAUACAGAAAGUAUGAGUUUUCAACAACUUUGUAUAUGUUUAGAGUUAGUUGGUGAUACUGGUUUUAAAUAUGAUUUUUAUAAAAAUUUAAAUCAUAUUCAAAAAACCUUGAUUAUAACUCCUCAACUUUGUAAAAAUCUCUUCUCAACGGUUACCAUGGAUGAGUCAAUUGAUAUUUUGAGAAGAGGUUUGUCAAGAAUUUCACCAGAAAAUUUGAAGAGUCUUGGUAUUUGGGAUGGCGUAUUCCAAGGCUUGCUAAAAGAUCCUCUCAAGACUCCAUUGGCCAAUUUCCUCAUGUAUAAUGGAUUUAUAUCAAAAUCAUCAUUUGAUAGGUAUUCCUAUUGUCAACAAAUCAUAAACACCGAUAUCGAUGCAUAUUAUUUCUUUUUAGAUCCAUCGAUUAGUUAUUAUGAUACCUUUGGUGGUGAUAUAGAAGAUGCAUCAAAUUACAACCUUAAAAAGGAUAGCUCAAAAACCUUUUUUAAACCAAUGGAAGAUUUCUUUAUAACUUAUCUUGACACUUUCUUUAAAGCAUCCUCUCCCCAUGAAAUAAGCCAAAGACCUGAUUAUCAAACUCAAUUUUCAAAUUAUACUAUAUUAAGUUUAAUCCGUCUAGGUAAACUAAAUGAAGCAUUUAAAGAAAUUGAAUCUUUAUCACCCGCUAAAUAUAAUGCCACAACAAUAGGAUUGGUAGUUUUUAUUUAUAGUAAAAGGUAUAAACAGGAUAAAUCGAAAUUCCUUGUAGAAAUUCAAUCAUUAAUUCAAAGAAUAAUUUUUGAUCUAGAAAAUAAAAUGGGUAGUGAAGAUGCCAGAUCUUACUUUCAUAAAUACAUUCUCAAAUCGUUAAUUAUUAAUUAUGGUAACAUUGAAAUGGAUAAUCUUAUUGCAAACGUUGAUGUUCCAAAAGUUUUAAAAGAUAUUGAUAACUCUUUAGCUCCAAAUUUCGAUCGUCGAUUAAUUAGAAAAUUAUUCAAAGUUCGUGGUUAUAUUAAAUAUAGAUUUUACCGUUUAAAUUAA
Messenger RNA from Dictyostelium discoideum AX4, 3615 nucleotides. RefSeq lists its product as hypothetical. The record is from RefSeq and is a predicted model, not a curated record. The coding region runs from base 1 to 3615 and encodes 1204 amino acids. The transcript has 2 exons. NCBI's taxonomy places the organism in Eukaryota, Evosea, Eumycetozoa, Dictyosteliales, Dictyosteliaceae.